Varanus komodoensis (Komodo dragon) is the source of this 1854-nucleotide messenger RNA. It is a transcript of the gene OSCP1, whose product is annotated as organic solute carrier partner 1. Lineage: Eukaryota; Metazoa; Chordata; Lepidosauria; Squamata; Varanidae. The record is from RefSeq and is a predicted model, not a curated record. Bases 205 to 1374 code for a protein of 389 amino acids. Gene Ontology annotation, biological process: transport. The transcript has 11 exons. Gene Ontology annotation, cellular component: cytoplasm; plasma membrane.
UCUCCGGCACGCACAGCCUCGCCUGACGCUGCGCCAGAGGCGGAGCCCGAGGAAGCCCCGCCUUUCCGCGUAAAACGCAACCUGCAAGCUUGGGAUUGGCUGCUCUGCCGCACGGUUGUCCUGGCAACGAGGCCGCUUCAGCAGCCGCCCUCUCCGGCCCCGGAGCUUCGCCUCGGAGCCCGCCCGGGCACGGCUUCCCCGGCCAUGUCGCUGCGGACGCUGCCGCUGCUCGUCCUCAACUUGGGCGGGGAGAUGCUCUACAUCGUGGACCAGCGGCUGCGUGCGCAAAGCAUCCCGGGAGACAAGGCGCGCCAAGAUGCAUGGACUGAUGUGGACAGGAGACGAGUUAUGAAUGACAUCAUUGGGGGCAUAUUCAAUAAAAAAUUUGUGGAUGAGCUGUUUAAGCCACAGGAGCUGUAUUCCAGAAAGGCCUUGAGAAGCGUGUUUGAGCGACUGGUUCAUGCCUCCAUCAUGAGACUGAAUGCACCCAGCAUGGAUAAGCUCUAUGAUCUAAUGACUAUGGCUUUCAAGUGCCAAGUUCUACUUUGCCCUCGGCCCAAAGACCUUCUGCUCGUCACAUUCAACCACCUGGAUGCAAUCAAGGAUUUCAUCUAUGAAUCCCCCAAAACUCUGAACCAGGUCGAUGUAACUUUUCGGAGGCUCCUUGAUACAUACGGCUCUCUCUCUGCUGGUGAACUUCAGCUUAUCCGGCAAACAUUGCUCAUCUUUUUCCAGGACAUACACAUCAGGGUUUCCAUCCUCCUAAAAGACAAAGUACAGAAUUCCAAUGGCCAUUUUGUACUUCCAAUCUCAGGUCCAGUUCCUUGGGGAACAGAGAUUCCCGGGCUCAUAAGACUUUUCAAUAGUAAAGGGGAUGAAAUUCGAAGGACUGAGUUCACCAGUGGUGGAAAUUACAUACUACCACACCGGGAAGGCUCAUUUGAGCUUCGUGGAGACAGAAUCAUUAAACUGGGAACAAACAUAUACAGCAUCAGCCGACCUGUAGAAACAGACACGUCUGGGGCCGCCAAAAGUUUGGCUUGCCAUGUCAAGGAGAACAGCACUCCCAACCCUCUAGCUAAAGAAGAGCUGAAUUUGUUGGCCAGGCUGAUGGGUGGCCUCGAAAUCAAGAAACCCCUUGGCAGUGAGGCUGGUUUCCGGCUGAAUCUCUUCACCACAGAUGAGGAGGAAGAACACGCUGCACUGACCCACCCGGAGGAGUUACCGUAUCAAGUAAUCAGUAUACACGCAGACCAGGAUGAGCAACGGAAUGAAGAGCUGGCCCGCAUCAUGGGAGAGUUUGAGGUGCCAGAGCAGCCUACACAGACGAUCAGUAAGGGGGCCGACUUAUUGGCAAUGAUGGAUGAGCUGUGAUAUUUGUCUCCAGAGAGCACUGCACUGGGUGCAAAGGAACAUGCAAUCCCAGUGGUUGCAAUACUGGGCAGAGCUGGCAAUCAGUCCCCACAAAAGAGUGGUUGCUAAGGUCAUCUGAUGUCGUGGAGUUGUUAAGGUGGGAUGAUCCUUGCAACCAUCCGUCUAGCUCUCUAGCUUUGGGGAGAUAUUUGGGGAUGCAAAUAGCAGCUUAUUUCUUGUGCUGUUAAUGGUGUAGGUUGCACCUGGUGUAGUUAGAGCUGAAACUGCUGUCAGGGAAGUGGGCAUCGAAGACCUGUCUUGCAGCUGCUCCAUGCAAAAAAGGGGCCCUAGAUGACUUUCUCAUUAGAGGUACAAAAUGCGCUGCCUGACUCAGCCCCUCUUGCACAGAAAGAGGAAUUCCUUCACUGGCGGGGGAGGGCAAUUGUGACGUUGUUACUGCCACAUCCUUUUUAGCUGCAGCAAUAAAAGCCAGAAAUCAGA